AUGGGUCACAUAGACUUACCCGUCAUCACAACCGGGGGUCAGGAUCAUUCUAAACAGCCCCUCAGCCUAGAGGAGUGCCCACCUGACUAUUUUCCAGAAGGUGGAUUCAGAGCUUGGGCUACUGCAUUCGGAGGCUUUCUUGUGCAAUUUUGCACGUACGGAUACACUAUUUCGUUUGGUGUUUAUCAAGAUUUCUAUGGUCAGACUUAUUUAACGAACCAGUCUCCCUCAACAAUUGCCUGGAUCGGCAGUGUGAACGCCUUUCUUUUCGAAAUCUGUGGCUUGAUAAGUGGACAGCUUUAUGAUCGAGGAUAUGUUCGUCAAUUGGUUAUAGGCGCAUCUCUCCUUCAAGUAAUCUCGCUUUUCAUGCUUUCACUUGCCAAACCUGAUCAGUACUACCAAGCAAGCACAUAUUACUCAUCUUACGGAUCAGUAUUCCUCUCGCAGGGCAUCGGGUCAGGCUGUGCUGGCGGUUUGCUUUAUAUCCCCAGCAUGGCUGUUGUCUCGCAGUAUUUUCGCAAACGACGCGAAUUGGUGAUGACCUUCGUUGCUUCAGGAGCUUGCUUAGGCGCUGUGGUGCAUCCGAUCAUGUUAAACAAUACCUUGAAUGGCCGCUUGGGAUUUGCAAAUGGAGUUAGGGCUAGCGCUGCCCUCAUCAGCGGUUUGCUGUUCAUAGCAUGUCUCCUCAUCAAGCCUAGGUUCCCCCCGUCUAAGGCAUCAACAACAUUUCUUGCAUCCGCAAAGAAAUGUGCUCAUGACCCCCCAUAUAUAUAUGGGACUGCGGGCUUAACCAUUUUUGCUGUUGGAUUCUAUUACCCCUUAUUCUACCUCCAGCUCGACUCGGCUACGCAUGGUCUCAGCAAAACAUUCUCUUUUUAUUCACUUGUAAUCAUGAACACAUCGAGUUUCGUGGGACAGCUAACAAGUGGCUUGCUCGUUGAAUGCUUUGGUGUCCCGAGAGUCUUGACGGUUUCAACAUUUGCCGGUACUGUCUUACUUUUUUCUUUGAUCGGAUUACGCACCCUAGCCAGUGUGGUGGUAAUUGGUAUUCUUUAUGGGUACAGCGCUGGAAUUUUUCAAGCGUUAUGGGCACCAAUUCUGGCUGUCUUAUCGCCAGACCCAUCUGACCUAGGUGCCCGCAUGGGCAUUUCCUAUGCCUUUAUGGCUCUCGGAGGGUUGAUAGGCCCACCGAUAUCAGGAGCAUUAUUAACAAAUGAUUACAUUUGGUGGCGCGGCGCAGUUUUCAAUGGGAUCAUGGCUGCAAUUGGGUGUUCAUGUUUCAUCGCAAUGCAAAUAGUACUCAGGCGUCGGGAUAACGUUUCUCAGCAAUCAUAA
Molecule: messenger RNA, 1335 nt
Organism: Suillus fuscotomentosus
Lineage: Eukaryota; Fungi; Basidiomycota; Agaricomycetes; Boletales; Suillaceae
Product: major facilitator superfamily domain-containing protein
Exons: 14
Coding region: 1-1335 (444 amino acids)
Biological process (GO): transmembrane transport
Cellular component (GO): fungal-type vacuole membrane
Molecular function (GO): transmembrane transporter activity
Source: RefSeq, a predicted model, not a curated record